CGAGAGUGCGCCAAGUGUCGGAAAAUAUUACAUCGCUUCAAGAAAAUUCCACACCAGAUAACAUCUCACAAAAAAGGAUACUUUCUGAAGCAAAAUGUCGCGAUCAUCGAUUAUGAUACGCCGCGGGUUCUGCAGUUAAAAACAUUGACAUAAUGCCUUUGAAAAUGUCAAUCAGUCGCUGAAAUUGGGCUAUAAAUUGGCGCUCCGCUGGCGUGUGAUAUUGGAAAGUAACUUUUUCGCAUACUUAUUUGCCGAUUGCAGGCAGUGACAAAAAAACGAAGUUGCAUUGCACCGAGGUUUUUGUGCAUAUUUGCGCGUUUUAAUUGCCACAACCACGAAAGCAGCAGCAUUGACACCGGCGGCGGAGGCGACGACGACUGCAGCAGCAACUUCUGGCCGUCACCAUGGAGAAUCUUGGCUAUAAGGAGGGCAGCACCAAGCCCCGCCGCAUGACACGUUCGAUCAGCGUCGUUACCAAGACCGAAGUGGAACAGCCGCUCACGGAGAAUAAUGCAAAUAACCGCUUCAAAUCGAUUCCACCCAACUUGAUGGUGCGAUGGCGGAACAACACUGACGCCAUGAUCGAAGCCCAGUACCCGACCGCUGGAGAAUUCGAAUACAUGGAGUGUGGACCGUCGCCGCCGGCGGAGAGUGCGCCGAGCAUGUACGACAGCUUCGAGGAGCCGACCAGCGAGCUGAGCGUCCAGAUAUGCAACGAUACGCUGCGGAUAAGCCUGAUCGACCAGAUGAAGAGCGCAGCGGGGCGCGUCAAGCUCUUCGAGGACAUCGAGCAGAGCAACGUGGUGGCCGAGGGCAUACGGACGCACUUUGAGUCCGCCUCAAAGCUGGAGAAGAAUCUCUGCUACCUGUGGGCCGCGUACCUCAAGCGCUGGGAUCUGAUCGAGAGUCUGCUGGAGGCGGGAGCCGACCUGCACUUCUGCGAUCAGAACGGAAUAUCAGCCUUGCACCUUAGCGCCUUCAGUGGCUGCUUGGCCACCUUGGGCCUUCUGGUCGCCAAGGGUUUGAAUGUCAAUCUGCAGUCCAAGUGCUACACCCCUCUGCACUGCGCAGCCUUUGGAAAUGCUGCGGAGGCAGCAAAGCUACUGAUCAACAAUGGGGCGGACAUAUCCAAGGACACCAGCAAGCCAAACUGCGAGGAGAGCCUGCUGCACUGCGCCGUGCGUUCCAAUGCCCUGGAGUGUCUGCAGAUCUUCAUUGCCGAAGGCGCCGACGUCAACUCGCUCAAACCGAAUGGCACCAAUGCCAUUCACCUGGCAGCUGAUCUGGGCAAUAUUCAGUGUCUGGAAGCCUUACUGAAUGCUCCCAAUGCAGAUGCCAAUGUGCGUAUCUGCAUCCGCGAAAAGGAGUCCACAGCCUUGCAUCUGGCAGCAGAUGAGGGCAACGUGGAGUGUGUGGACUUACUCCUGGCCAAAGGUGCUGAUGCGAAGUUGAAGAACCAUCGCGGUUUCACACCGCUCCACCUGGCAGCUAGAACUUCCAGUCUGGACUGCGUAGAAUCGUUGCUGAGGAAUGGCAAUGCCGACGCCAAUGCCGAGGACUUCGAUCACCGUACUCCGCUUCACGCGGCGGUGGGAAAAUCGGAGAACGCCUAUGACAUCAUGGAAACGCUCAUCCAGUGGGGUGCCAAUGUCAAUCAUAAGGACAUUUACGGGUUUACAGCUCUUCACCUGGCUGCGUUGGAUGGGCUGGUGCAGUGCGUCGAGAUGCUGAUAUUCCACGGAGCGGAUGUGACCACCAAAUCGAAGAAAGGUACCUCCGCGUUGAACGUUAUCACCCGGAAGACCCCGGCUUCAGUGGCCAUGAUCAGACAGAAACUGGACGCAGCUAUUACGCUGCACCACUCGCAGGACCCCGUGAACCGUGAGGUGGAAUUGGAGCUGGACUUCCGUCAGCUGCUACAGCACUGUCAUCCGCGCGAGAUCAGCUACCUAAACACGUUCGUCGACGAGGGUCAGAAGGAGAUACUGGAGCACCCGCUCUGCUCCUCGUUUCUGUACAUCAAGUGGGGCAAGAUCCGCAAGUACUACAUUGGCAGGCUCAUCUUCUGCUUCAGCUUCGUGCUUUUCCUCACGCUUUACGUGCUGACUGCUUUGGCCCACAACUGCUACAAUGGGAGCAAGAACGACAACACGACCAUUCCAGCGCAGGAGUUGUGCCAGAAGCAAUCCAUCCUGGGAGAUAUGCUCAGAAACAACCCCUUUGUGAUGGAGAUGCAAUGGUGGGUUCUGGUUGCCAUCACCAUAGUGGAGAUUUUUCGAAAGCUAUAUGGCAUUACGGGCUACUCCUCAUUUCGGCACUACGUAACGCAAGUGGAGAACAUAAUGGAGUGGUUCGUGAUAACCAGCGUGUUUGUUAUAUCCUACAUCUACACCAACAAGACGUACACGUUUCAAAACCACAUAGGCGCCUUCGCCGUGCUGCUCGGUUGGACAAAUCUCAUGUUGAUGAUAGGUCAGCUGCCGGUCUUCGAUGUCUAUGUGGCCAUGUACACGAGAGUCCAGGGGGAAUUCGCAAAGCUAUUUAUGGCCUAUUCCUGCAUGCUGAUUGGUUUUACCAUCAGUUUCUGUGUUAUCUUCCCAUCGUCGUCGUCGUUUGCCAAUCCGUUUAUGGGCUUCAUAACAGUGCUGGUGAUGAUGAUUGGUGAACAGGAUUUAUCGCUGCUCAUCAACGAUCCCGAAGGCAAGGAUCCACCUUUCCUGCUAGAAGUCAGCGCACAAAUCACUUUUGUUCUGUUCCUGCUGUUCGUGACCAUCAUUCUGAUGAACCUGCUCGUGGGCAUUGCAGUGCAUGAUAUCCAAGGAUUGAAGAAGACGGCGGGGUUGUCUAAGCUCGUGCGUCAAACGAAGCUGAUAAGCUACAUAGAGUCGGCGCUAUUCAACGGCUACCUUCCGACAUGGCUGCGCAACUUGCUCCAUUACACCGCGCUGGUCUCUCCCCAAGCUUAUAGAGUGGUUCUGUGCGUCAAGCCACUGAAUCCCAGCGAGAAACGCUUGCCCCGGGAAAUCCUAAUGAAGGCUUAUGAAGUAGGAAAAAUGCGCAAGCAUUUCGGUCAUACUAUCUCGUCAAAGAACUCAGCCGAAAACUAUUUGUCGUACAAGAACAAGUAUAACAACAAUAAUGGCGCCACGACCGGAUAUGUACUACCCGAUUCGGACCCGGAUGCCGGGCAAUUCACCACACUAACCACAAAGAUCGAUGACAAUGCUGAUCGGAUCGAGUUCCUCACCCAGGAGAUCCAGGAGCUAAAGCAGGCGCUCAUCUCGCAGCAACAGCAAGCCAGCAAGGUGAUCGACAAGCUGCUGAUUGUGAUCUCCAAUCAGCAGAAACAGAAUCUGCGCAAGUAGCAGGAGCAUUUACUGCACCCCAUUCGGAAUAUUUAUAGAUCACAGUUUGACCUUUUUUAGACGUAAGGGGGUCGUGUAGGCCCCAAAGAAUCCAGAACAUUGUUGAUAUUAUCGUAGCAGCGAGUUGUAGUUAAACCAAUUUUGAUAUCGAUGCGCCAGGCGCAAUAUGCAUACGCUAUAUAGCCAUAUAUCCUACAUACACUACACUAUUGAUACAAAUACUAUAACUAGCGUUUAGUUGAACUAGAGGCGAGCAGUUGGCAGGAUUGAUUUGUGGCUGGUUCCAGGCUGUGUCUUUGUUGUUUUGGCGUUGUCGUCAGAGAAUCGUUUAUAUAGUAAUUUAAUGCAAAUUAUUACUCUUAAUAAAGUAUAUGCUAUAUAUCUAUUGUUAUG
Molecule: messenger RNA, 3758 nt
Organism: Drosophila melanogaster (fruit fly)
Lineage: Eukaryota; Metazoa; Arthropoda; Insecta; Diptera; Drosophilidae
Gene: wtrw
Product: water witch
Exons: 4
Coding region: 405-3365 (986 amino acids)
Biological process (GO): monoatomic ion transmembrane transport; monoatomic ion transport; calcium ion transmembrane transport
Cellular component (GO): membrane; cation channel complex
Molecular function (GO): monoatomic ion channel activity
Source: RefSeq, marked reviewed